This is a messenger RNA of Panicum hallii, 1843 nucleotides long. RefSeq names its product acidic endochitinase-like. Gene Ontology annotation, cellular component: extracellular region. NCBI's taxonomy places the organism in Eukaryota, Viridiplantae, Streptophyta, Magnoliopsida, Poales, Poaceae. The transcript has a single exon. Gene Ontology annotation, molecular function: chitinase activity. Gene Ontology annotation, biological process: carbohydrate metabolic process. Bases 609 to 1640 code for a protein of 343 amino acids. The record is from RefSeq and is a predicted model, not a curated record.
UGUUCAUAUGUGUUCAUCGAUCUCAAUCAAACUGUGUACAAUCACAUGGAUCACCCCCGCAAGGCACGCUGGAAAAACUGAAACAAUAACGGAAACAACUGCCGGUAGACGGUAGUAUUAGCCAGUUUCACAUUUCCAGUUAAUUCGGUAUAAACAAGAGCAGUACAAGAAAAAACACUUGAAUCCAAGCUACAUUGCCCAACGCAUGGCAGCAAUGGCGACCAGAUCACCACUGCCGCAGCUGCUGCUCGUUGUACUAGCCACACAGGCCAGUCUAGCCUACUACGGAAUUCCCUAAGAUUACGAUGCCCACCUCUCACUGUUCUUUCCUUUGAUGUUAAACCAGAUCUGUGCCAUCCAUUAUUCUAAUCGAUGGAAGCAAUUCAAAUUUAUCCAAUUGAGAAAUUCAUCAUACAAAAUUUUCGUUGGUUCUGUACAGAACGAUUUCACAUACAGCGCGUUUCAAACUCGGUCAAAUCAGCAUAACUGCAUAACGUUCACGGUAGUCUGAACUUGCCUGCUUUCAGAUGUGUUCACUAGUCUCCAUCAAGAGAAAAUGCACUCCAGACCGCCCUAAAAGUCACGCAGGAACAUAAAAAAUAACAGCAAUGAUUCAGGUAACCAGUUUCACACUUCCAAUCCGUCCAGUAUAUAAGAUGGCCCCUUCACCCCAAUCUCACAACACACAGCAAAACCACCACCACUGCAAGCAAACAAUAACAACAGGAAGCAACACUGCUCCAGACAUGGCAACCAGAUCAUCGCUGGUGCAGCUGCUGCUCAUAGCAGUAGCUGUUGCCCAGAUUGUUGGGUCACACGCUGGCGCCAUUUCUGUAUAUUGGGGUCAGAAUGGUGGUGAGGGCAAGCUGGCCGACACCUGUGCUACCGGCAACUACAAGUUCGUCAACUUAGCCUUCCUCGCAGCCUUUGGCAAUGGCCAGCCCCCAGUGCUCAACCUGGCAGGCCACUGUGACCCGACCAAUGGUGGCUGCACCAGUCUGAGCGCUGACAUCAAGUCGUGCCAGAGCAAUGGUGUCAAGGUUAUGCUAUCAAUUGGAGGCGGUGCAGGCAGCUACUACCUUUCAUCAGCUGAGGAUGCCAAGAAUGUAGCCACGUACCUGUGGAACAAUUUCUUAGGUGGGCAAUCCUCAUCUCGCCCCCUGGGUGAUGCAGUCCUUGAUGGCAUAGACUUCGACAUCGAGGGCGGCACCAACCAGCACUGGGAUGAUCUUGCAAGGUACUUGAAAGGGUACAGCAACUCUGGCAGGAGGGUGUACCUGACUGCUGCGCCUCAGUGCCCAUUUCCUGAUGCCUGGGUGGGUGGUGCCCUCAACACUGGCCUGUUUGACUACGUCUGGGUGCAGUUCUACAACAACCCUCCCUGCCAGUACAGCUCAGGCAGCACCACUGAUCUUGCAGAUGCAUGGAAGCAGUGGUUGUCGAUUCCGGCAAAGCAGAUCUUUCUUGGCCUGCCUGCUUCACCUCAGGCAGCUGGAAGCGGGUUUAUACCAGCUGAUGAUCUCAAGUCUCAGGUUCUACCAUUGAUCAAGAGCUCUGGGAAGUAUGGUGGAAUCAUGCUAUGGUCCAAGUACUAUGAUGACCAAGAUGGUUACAGUUCUUCAGUCAAGAGUGAUGUUUAAAUGGGGUUGCCUCUGGUGUAUGAGUUCCUGUGUGAUUAUUGUGCUGUGUGAGCAUCUCACUCUAUGCUUUGUGAGUAGCUGUGUGAUUGUGAAUAGCUGUGUGUAAUUGCAAUAAUUAUUUUUGGAGGAUUGGAUUGGACCUGCUAUAUCUAUGCAUUGUUCUGGCUUCAAGAAAUUCAAAAAUCAUAAAAUUGUGGUGUAGU